Molecule: messenger RNA, 1171 nt
Organism: Hippocampus comes (tiger tail seahorse)
Lineage: Eukaryota; Metazoa; Chordata; Actinopteri; Syngnathiformes; Syngnathidae
Product: RING finger protein 186
Exons: 3
Coding region: 703-1155 (150 amino acids)
Biological process (GO): protein ubiquitination
Molecular function (GO): 2 iron, 2 sulfur cluster binding; ubiquitin protein ligase activity
Source: RefSeq, a predicted model, not a curated record
AUCUAUGAUUCUAUAUAUUUUUUAUUUGUAGAAAUGUAUAUGCAAUACACAUUUAUGCCAUCUAUUGUAGCAUUUUUGUCAACAUUUUCUGACUGUUUUACUGUUUAUGACUGAAAACAAGAGUACGAAUAAGUGAACCACAGUAUCAGGAAAUAAAAAAAAAAAACAAUCAACCCAUCCAAGCAUAUCAUUUACAGUAACAAGGAAGUGCUGCUGGAUUUCCUGCAUCACAUUUUUUUGUGUUUCUUUUAUCCUUCCGAAAGGUCAUAAAAAGUGUCAAAAUAAGUUCAACAAUUAAAAGCGGUGAUAAAAGUGUCAUCAUAAAUUCAACCAUGAAAGUACAUCAAACAAAAUACUUACAGGUGUGUUUUAACCCUUUCAUGCACCAAUUCAGGAUAACGUGUAGGUUACAGUAACUGCUGUCCCUGAAAGGGUUAAAAUCAGUGAGCGGCUGUAAAGUAAAAGCGAAAUAAAUCAAAACUACUCACCCAGUCGUCGCUUCUGGUGCUGAAGUGCUGAUCAAACGUCAGUGUGUAGCUCUUUGCUACACUUUAGGACCUUCAGUCCUGUUCUAUGCUGAGUUGAAAAACGUCAAAACAAUCCGGCCUUUCUUUGAGGAAUUUGUAUGUUUGCCAGAGUACCUGGAGAAUACCCGUACUUUCCGUGGGUUCUCUCCAGAGAGGCGUCGCCAGGGGGUCCUCCAUGGUGCUGUGCGGCGAGGGCGACUGCAGCGUUUGCCUGCUGGCCUUCUCCCGGGCGGAGCGCGUCCCUCGGCUGCUGCACUGCCAGCACACCUUCUGCCAGACCUGCCUGGAGGCCAUGGCGGCGCGCUCGGCGCCGGGAGGCGUUGGGCCGGCGCUGAGCGUGCGCUGCCCACUGUGCCGCCGCGUCACCUGCGUGCGGCGGGGCCUCAGCCUGCAGGAGGCGCUGUGGGUUGACAACGCGCUGUGGGAGCAGAUACCGAGCGACCGGGAAGACGAUGACGACGAAGACGGGAUCAAAGACUACAGGGAGGAGGCGAGGGCGGCCACGCCCCGAGCACAAUGGUCUCUGUCGUCCCAGCAAUUCCGCCAGACACAAGCUGAAGUUCCGCUUCUUCUUCCGCAAGUUUACACUGACCAAGAGGCCCCGAGAGCAGAUUCUGCCCAGCAGUAAUGUGUAAGUCGGACAC